AAUUCUAGUGACAAGAAAAAUGUUACGUUUUAUUUCUCAGAUUUAAUCCUGUAGUCGGUGGCGGUUCAAAUGCUAGUGUUAUUCACUAUUCACGAAAUGAUCAGCGAAUAAGAGAUGGUGAUCUUGUCUUGAUGGACAUGGGUUGCGAGUUACAUGGUUAUGUUAGUGAUCUUACUCGGACAUGGCCUCCUUGCGGAAAAUUCAGUUCUCUUCAGGAAGGGCUAUAUGAUCUUAUACUUCAGACAAACAAAGAAUGCAUAAAACAAUGCAAGCCUGGUACAACCAUCCGCAAACUAAACACAUAUUCGACCGAGUUGUUGUGCGAUGGACUGAUUAAGAUGGGCAUCCUGAAAAGUCGUAGACUGUAUCACCAGCUGAAUCCGACCUCCAUAGGUCACUACCUUGGGAUGGAUGUGCAUGAUUCUUCUGCUGUGGGAUAUGACCGUCCUUUGCAACCUGGUUUUGUGAUUACGAUUGAGCCAGGAGUCUACAUUCCAUCUUCAUUCGACUGCCCUGAAAGAUUCCAAGGAAUUGGGAUAAGGAUCGAGGAUGACGUUCUGAUCACCGAGACAGGCUACGAGGUGCUCACAGGGUCAAUGCCUAAGGAGAUCAAACACAUAGAGACACUGUUAAAUAAUCACUGCCAUGGAGACGCUGCGCAAAGCUUCGCCAAUUUCUCUUCUCAAGGUUAAAGUAUGCAAACGAUGCGUGACACAACGAUUGUUUUGAACCAAACAUCAUUGAUAAGAAUUCUAACAAGAUUUCAAACGUGAAUUCAUGUUCCUUGCGUUUGGCUUACAGAAUGUUUGAAAGUGUAUUAAAGAAAUCAUGAACUAAGUAGCAUUCUGAAACUGUGGAAUUGUAAGUGGCAAAACCAAAAGACAUUGAGUUACGAGAAAGUAAGGUCACAAUCACUAAGUUAGACGUUGGAACCCGUA
Camelina sativa (false flax) is the source of this 938-nucleotide messenger RNA. NCBI's taxonomy places the organism in Eukaryota, Viridiplantae, Streptophyta, Magnoliopsida, Brassicales, Brassicaceae. The record is from RefSeq and is a predicted model, not a curated record.